This is a messenger RNA of Lepisosteus oculatus (spotted gar), 4284 nucleotides long. RefSeq names its product coiled-coil domain containing 14 (gene ccdc14). The record is from RefSeq and is a predicted model, not a curated record. Lineage: Eukaryota; Metazoa; Chordata; Actinopteri; Semionotiformes; Lepisosteidae. Gene Ontology annotation, cellular component: centriolar satellite. Gene Ontology annotation, biological process: protein localization to centrosome.
UCUAUUGUAAAAUGGCCACAAGUAACGUGUGAUUAUACAGCAACAAAAGAAACAGCACCACCACAUUUAUCUUGUGAAUUGAAUGUCGUUCAAGUUAUGGACGUUAUGGUGUAUUUUAUUUUAGAGAUUAAAAAUAAACAUUAUUUUCUAUACGUAUUCCUAAUAAAUCAAAUCAGUCUUUUUAAUCGCGGGUAUUCUAAACAAAACAGCGGGACCCUCUUCAGAUACAAGCGUAACGACAAUCAGUCUCCAUGGUUACCUCCUACUCUGUGGGUUAGAGUAGGGUCACAACCACCCCAAACUUCAAGCUACGCCCCACCAAGCCACAACCCACGGCACCGUAACAGCCAUUUACUUACGUUACUUCCAGAGAGCCAUAACCUCUGGAGAUCAUCUAACCAAUCAAACCUAAAAACUCGGUCUUUCAGCGCCAAUCCGUUGAAAGAGGCGGGCAUGGUGUCUUGACGGAUACAGAGUUUCUUCAAUCCCACAGCUAGUGUGGCCUUGAGAGUGUAGGCAGGCCUCUGUAUUUUUAACCAAUGACGUGAGACACUGAGUGACACUGCUUAGUUUUAAUUGGUUUAGAAGACUCACCAGCGCUUCCGUUUUGAAAACGUUACGGGUAAAGAACUUCAAUUAACUUAAGACUUUAGGUUCCAUGCCCCCGUUUCUUACAUAUAGUUCAGUGUAAAGCUGUGUCUCUGGUUAAGUCUACUACAUGUGGAACUAUGGUUCAACAGGUUACAGAAAUGCGAAGCUAAAGGGUGUUUUUUAAUGUGUUGUGGUGGCGAUGUUUGAAUUUCUAUUGUUUGACAUACGAAGAUUAACAAAUAGUCGAGUCAACUCCAGUGAUAAUUAACGUAUAGUUUUACACUUAAUGAGAACAAGAAGAAGUCUUCAAUUACGAUUAAGGCGAGGAUGCUGGUGUCCUGAAAUGGCAAGACAAGGGCUUAAUAAACCUCACAAGGUAAUCUCUUCAGGGAGGCUGGCUGGCUCUGUGAAGGGGCCAGUGGGGAAAAGGAGAGUGCCUGGAAGACGUGAAUCAGAAGCUUCUGUCGAUUCUGGUUAUUCACUUUAUUCCACGGACUCUGAAGAUCAGGUUACGACCAUACAUAAGGGCUUAGACCGGUGUGCUGCAUUAUUACAAGGUAUUCUUCAAAAGGAAAAAGCAGAUGUUAAGCCUGCAAACUCAAAGCCAGGAAGAGCAGCUGCUUCAAAACCCCAGUCAAAAGUAACGUUUGGGAAGGGAGUGAAUGGGAAAAGAAAGCAGCAGAGAAGGACUGUGCCAAUCCCUCAAGUGCAGAAAGCAGCAGCAGCAGCAGCUCCUGUGGUGAAGUCCUCUUUAUACCCUGGAUUAGAAGAUAAUAGAUGUCUAAGCAUCUGUAAUAAUGCAGUGCAAGCACCUGUUGCUCAGCCUGUGCUGGUCCCAAUUGCCCAGGGUUCACUCGAGGCUCAGCUAGGUCUGUCUGAAGACGUCCAAACACAAAUGUCUCUGCUCAGCUGCCCCGUGCCAGGAAACUCGAUCCCCACUCAACCGGCGCACAAAGGACCACAGACUGCAACAGUAUUUAACAGUCGCUUGACUACCUCCACUCCUACUUUGUCCCCUCCUCAUUCUGGUAAUCCGUUUUACAUUCAAACUAACCUGUCCAAUGAUAUGAAUUGUCAAGUAACUUCACAAGGAGGGGUCGCUCACUUUCUCCAACAAAUGAGGCCUGUCACUGCAGUUUCCACAGUGCAGCCUGUCAGUCUACCUCUAUUAGUGCAGCCAUUAACUGCACCCGCUGAGACUGUAGCACAGAGCAUACCCCAGCCUCCGUGCAACAGUGAAACAGGUGGUGUGGGGCAGUCACCCCACGAGUCACUAAAGGAUCAGGCCUUGCUGAGGCAGAUCCACAUGCACCUUGAGCACCGGCAGCAAGAACCCAGUACUCAACAUGUAGCAUCGCAAGCCCCACAUCAAGGGCAGAAUCUUCUGUCCAGGGAAACAUCAGAAGACAGCGAAGGAACCACAAGUGAUGAAGACGGACUAGACUGUGUAGACAUUACUCCAGUGAAGGACACCAGCUGUCAGACUAGCUUUGAGAAGCCGAAGCUGUCAAGUCGAACAAAAAAGAUGAGUCCAGAACAGACAGCCAAAAAAGUGAAGACUGUGAAGUAUCUUCUAGGAGAACUAAAGGCCCUUGUUGCCGAUCAAGAUGACUCGGAGGUUCUUCGGCUAAUAAGUGAAGUUGAAGAGAGCAUCUCCUUGCUUCCUGUCAUGGUUGGAAGUACAAACAUCCAGGCUGAAAUCGCUCUGGCUCUGCAGCCCUUGAGAAGUGAGAAUGCACAGCUGCGGAGGCGCCUGAGAAUAGUGAAUCAACAGCUGAAGGAGCGUGAAAGAGCAGAAAAGGAAUCAAGAUCUUCUGACUGCAAUUUUGAGAUAAUCUCUUUGCAGUCUAUGAACAUGGCACUACAGAGCAAACUACAGGAGUCCCAGAAGGGUUUUGAAGCACUACAGAAAAGAAAUGAAGAACUCGUUCAAAUAAUUGAAGACCAGCGUCAGGAAAAAAGCCUACUGCUGAAGACCAUCGAGGAUAAAGACAAAGAAUUACAACAAAGGAGGCAAACAUGUGAGGUGGACACAGCCAGGGUUAAAAUGGAUGUAGAUGAAGCCUUGUCACAGAUGAAGAGUUUUCAAUUUAAGUUAGAGGCAUCAGAGAAGGAAAACCAUGUCUUGGCUGUAAGUCUUCAGCAGCGAGAUGCAGAAAUCAGCAGACUACGUGAACUAACCAGAAGUCUUCAAGGACGUAUGGCCAGACUUGUAUCGGAACUUAAUCUGGAAAAGAAUGUCCCUAAAACCAGCACACAUCUGACUAAAACUCUUUUAGAUUGUUAUGAUUAUCAGCAAAAGGCAAGCUCUGCAUCUGAUUCUGUCUCAAACGCAAUAAACAUGUAUCUUAAGACUUUAGAAGCUAAUCAACAUUGUUUCCUUCAGGAAGGCAUGCCUACUUUUUGUGAAUCUAAAGAAAAUGGUGGACUGUCUACUUGGAGGAUUGGAGACAGCUUUGGCAAUCCAGAGGAAAACUCUUCUCCGAUGAAAGCUUGUAUGACAACUCCUUUAACUGAGAAUGGUCUUAGUUUAGGUUCAAACAGGGAAGCAGAGCUGGACAAGACCACAUAUAUUCCACUCAAGGAGACCGUAAGGAAGCAGCAGUACUCAAGUGAUGCACCAAUGAUGCCUUCUGCUCACUGCAGCAGCAACAAAAAACCAUACGAUUCUAAAAGAAACCCUAGUGAUGACAUAGUACAAUGUGUUAAGCCAAAACACCUAGAUUGUGCCUUUGAAAAACUGCACAUCUCAAAAGGUCCAUUGUCAUAUAGGGGAGAUUCCCUACAAAGUCCAGGAAAAUCUUCAAAUACUCCUUCAAGUGACACUGAUGGAGCAUUACUAAGACCUUUGGGUAGAACAGACACUGUUGCAGGUGGUAAUAGUAAUCAUUUCCAGCACUUUGUUCCAUGUGAUGAAAACAGAGGACAGGUAUUUAAUAGAAGAUCGUCAACUUUUAAUUCCACGUUUUCAUCAUUUGACAUUAGAUCUGUUGCUUCAGACGGGAGUAUGAGUUCAGUUUCCACAUUCAACACCCGGGAUGAACAGGAGUUCAGGAAUGGACUUGCUGCGCUUGAUGCCAGUAUAGCCAGCCUGCAGAAAACAAUCCAGUCUGACCUGAAGAGAUGAAACUGUUACUAGUGUAUCACCAUCAUUUUCUUUAUUUGUAGUUGUGUAAAUCUGAUGUGUACAAAAAAACUGUUUUUAAAACCACAAAAUGAGACUUUUUCUGAUGUUGAUGCAAAUUCAAACAAUGUCCUCUAAUCAUUAAUUUAAAUGAUUUUAUAUUUAAUAUAUUUAAAAUAAAGUGGAAAGCUUGUUUUAACAUUUUUUUUCCUGUGUAAUCUCAAUUGGAAAGGGAUGCUUCAGGUGAAAUAAUCAGACACCAGUAUUGUCAGAUUACAACUAAUGCCAAACUGGAACUCUGUGAAUUAAGUUCACUUAAUACUAAUUAAGAACACUUAAAGUGUUCAGUGCUGAACUCUGUAGCUUUCAAGGUAUGCCAGAAAUCCUUAUUAAGCAAAAUCAAAUUAUAAUGAAGUCCUAUUCUUAAUGUUAAAAGGUAGAGAGUGACAUUUAAAAUUCAGCACUUAAAAGGAAUUAAGUGAGAAACAUUUUUUCCUGAGUUACUGCAACUCUCUUGCGACAUAACUCAUUUUUGUUUAACUUCAAGAAAUAAAAGUUAAUGCUUUAAA